Messenger RNA from Spodoptera exigua (beet armyworm), 893 nucleotides. The record is from the annotation of a GenBank genome assembly. NCBI's taxonomy places the organism in Eukaryota, Metazoa, Arthropoda, Insecta, Lepidoptera, Noctuidae.
AUAGAGAGGGCGCGGGGCGUCGAGGAGGCGUCGUGCUGCCCUCUACAAUGGAGGCUUGUGGGCCUCCAAUCCAGUUGGAGCCAGUAGACCUAAGUCUGAAGAGACCACCGACACCCAGAAGACGUGCUCGAGCUAGCGUUGGUGUCCCUACGUCAUCCAAGAUCAUCAGGGAAGAUGACAGCUCAGCCACAGAUCUGAUAUUCAACUCAAGUCACCAAUUACCUAAAAUCAAAAUGGGUCCUGAUCUCAGAAGCGCGCGGAGACCUAAACAACUCGUGAACAAGUUAAAACCAACAACCCACACGCAGACAUCACAUUUAGCGUUAGAACUGACAAAACCAUACCUACCAAUGAUCCCAAUCUUACCCCCUCACAAAUCAACCACCGACGCGGAAAUCAAAUCCUUCAUUCUAAACACAGCACUCCAAAAUGCCCUCUCAGACUCCCUACACCACAUCCAACAGAGGAACAAAAUUGACCUAAAGAAGAGCGAGGAGUUUGUCAAUAAUAAUCAUGAUGAUGGCAACAGGAGACGGCUGCAUAAGUGUGAUGUCGCUGGGUGUCAUAAGGUUUACACGAAGAGUUCUCAUCUGAAAGCCCAUAAAAGAACACAUACUGGUGAAAAGCCAUACUCCUGUGCCUGGGCAGGCUGUGAGUGGCGUUUCGCCAGAUCUGACGAGUUGACCAGACACACUCGCAAACACACGGGUCAUCGACCUUUCACCUGUCCGCUGUGCAGACGAUCUUUCGCCAGGUCUGACCACCUUGGAUUACAUAUGAGGAGACAUUGAUCGUAAAAGUAAGGGUGAUAGAGUUCAUUUUUGUUGAAUUUGAAAUGAAAGUUAAUUUUAGUUUCAAUAGAGUUCAUUUUCGUUUGGCACAAGUAUUAAUUU